Molecule: messenger RNA, 654 nt
Organism: Cutaneotrichosporon cavernicola
Lineage: Eukaryota; Fungi; Basidiomycota; Tremellomycetes; Trichosporonales; Trichosporonaceae
Exons: 3
Coding region: 1-654 (217 amino acids)
Source: RefSeq, a predicted model, not a curated record
AUGCUUUUCAAGACCUUUACUAUUCUCGCCCUCGCCAUCGGCGUCAUUGCCAACGAGGCGGUACCCCCUCGCCCGCGCACCAACGCUGAGGCGCUCGCGCGCGGCCUCCCCAUCCUCAACCCCCGAGGCCAAUACGGUGGUGGCGGUGACAACAACAACGGCCACCACGGCCACGGUCACGGCGGCCACAAGCCCCGCCCCUCAGGCAAGCCCACUCCCACUCAGGCUGGCCCUAACCCCGACUUUGUCAAGACGUGUGACUGGUUCGAGGUCGAGUUUUCGAACAACCGUCCCAUCCUCACCGCCCUCUGCAAGGACAACAGAGGCAAGAAGAAGUACUCGGAGAUCAACCUCAACCAGUGCAUCAAGCUCAACGAUGACGGCAAGCUCACCUGCGCUCCUGGUGGCUUUGUUGGUCGUUCCCGCCGCGGCCGCGACCUCGAAUCUGCCAUGAUCGGUGCCCGCCACGGCGACAACAACGGCGGUGGCCAGCGUAACAAGGGCAAGUGCACUGGCUGUGACGUCGUUUCUGGCGACACGAUCGAGUGCUCGUGCCCUAUCAAGACUGGAGGCCGUAUCGAUUCAUCGUACACGCUUGGCAACUGCAUCUCGAACAAUAACGGCCGCCUCACAUGCAAGUCUGCUCAGAACUAA